AUGGUGGAUUUUAAUUGUCUCUUGGCAGCUCUCUUCAUCUUUUUGGGUAACACCCUGUUGGUGAUCUACUAUGCCAUUGAAAAGAACCGAGAGCACUGGGACCAAUACGCCUAUUCACAGUUGAAUGCUGAUUUCCUCUUGACAGAUUGGGAAUGGCGUCGCCAGAAUCGACAACUCGAAGUGGCUGGAAAAAUGAUUACCGCCGCAUCCUGGGUGAUUCUGACGGCGCCUGUCAUGCAUCUUUGCGUCGUUCAAUCCAUGGGUGGUGACCGCAAGCUAGGGUUGCAUGUGGCCUGUGUCUGCUUUGCCUUGGGUGGUGCCAUUAUCGAAGUCACUGCGCAAUUGAUGCACAUGGGAGCCUUUAAUGCUGCCGAUUGGGUCUCGGUCGAAUUUACCCUGGAAAACUGGCACACUCAAGGUGACAAGGUUGGAUGGCAAGCCUUGGAAGUCUCCUGGCGAAAUGCGGCUUCAAUGACUCUGUGGGUCGAUAGUGUCGAGUAUCUGGCACUUUCGUUCAUGUUCCUCUGUAUCUUUUGGUCCGUCAAUACCAUGGGCAAUUUGCCAAACAGCAUUGGAAUGGCCAUGGGAGGAUUUGCCUUCUUUAUUGGAGUUCUGUCCAUGGCCGAUUUUGUGGCCUAUGUGGUUCGCUUCAAGUUCUGGGAAACGGCGUCUUUGAUUGGACGCAUCAUUUCGGUGAUGAAUCGAGUCAUUUUUGUGCCCUUAUUCUUUGUCUGUCUGUCUUGCACAUUGCCUGCUGCCACACGGGCUCACCUGCAGGAUGAACAAAGCAAGAGAAGUGGUGUGUCCAUGCCCGCAACUGGAGAUGAGAGGCAUAUUGAUUAG
This is a messenger RNA of Seminavis robusta, 843 nucleotides long. Lineage: Eukaryota; Bacillariophyta; Bacillariophyceae; Naviculales; Naviculaceae. The record is from the annotation of a GenBank genome assembly.